Molecule: messenger RNA, 1182 nt
Organism: Prunus armeniaca (apricot)
Lineage: Eukaryota; Viridiplantae; Streptophyta; Magnoliopsida; Rosales; Rosaceae
Source: the annotation of a GenBank genome assembly
AUGGGACAGGAGGAGCAAAGCUCAGUGGGAGUGGGAGAAGAAGAAGAAGAAACAAGAGAAGUGGUAGAGAAGGAGGAGGUAGAGACAUGGAACCAAAGGAAGCAAACCCUUAUACUUGAAAUCUCCUCAAAGCUCGUCCAUGGUGAUCUGGAGGCCAAGAUUGAAGCCGCCAGAGAUAUCAGAAACUUGGUCAGAAAGUCUUCUUCUUCGUCAUCGUCUUUGUCUUCAAAGACCCGCUCAAAGUUGGGCGCGGCUGGUGUGAUAUCACCUUUGGUGUUGAUGCUGUGCUCUCCUAACCCAGAUGCACGCCAAGUCUCUCUCCUCGCUCUCCUCAACCUCGCUGUCCGCAAUGAACGAAACAAGGUCAAAAUUGUGACAGCUGGAGCCGUCCCUCCUCUUGUUGAGCUCCUCAAGUUCCAAAAUGGUAGUUUAAGGGAUUUAGCCACUGCAGCAAUCUUAACACUCUCAGCUGCUGCACUGAACAAGCCAAUUAUUGCAGAUUCUGGAGCUGCACCUCUCCUGGUUGAGAUCCUCAGCUCUGGAAGUGUUCAAGGAAAAGUUGAUGCUGUGACUGCCCUACACAACCUCUCUACCUGUCAAGAGAACUCAACUGAUAUUCUGGAUGCUACAGCCGUUCCCCCUCUUAUCAACCUUCUCAAAGAAUGCAAAAAGUAUUCCAAGUUUGCCGAAAAAACUAGUGCCCUUCUUGAAAUCCUAUCCAACUCUGAAGAAGGGCGUAUUGCAAUCUCAAACUCAGAUGGUGGGAUAUUAACCUUAGUAGAAACUGUUGAAGAUGGAUCUCUUAUGAGCACAGAACACGCGGUUGGAGCUUUGCUUUCUAUGUGUCAGAGCUGCCGAGAUAAAUACCGGGAACUCAUUCUUAACGAAGGUGCAGUCCCAGGCCUGCUUCGAUUGACUGUAGAUGGCACAGCUGAAGCUCGGGAGAGAGCUCGUACACUGCUAGAUUUGCUUAGAGAUUCUCCCCAGCAAAAGCAAUUGGCGUCCUCAGUUUUGGAGAGAAUUGUAUAUGACAUUGCCACAAGGGUUGAUGGAGCUGAUAAAGCUGCUGAAACUGCAAAGAGGUUACUGCAAGACAUGGUUAAAAGAAGCAUGGAGCAUAGCAUGAGCCGCAUCCAGCAGAGAGCUGCAUCUUGUACACCUUCCAAUACGCAGUCUACAUAA